GAACGACGGCGGUCGGCUCACCUUAGUCGUGUUUAAAUUGGAAGCGCAUGCGGUUGUCGGUGCUCUCGGUUCUUGAUCCUCCUCCAUAAUCGGUGGCUCCGGAUGCCAUAAAGUCCCCACGACUACUAUUCCUCUCAACUGCACUUACUGCAAUCUGUGCGCCUUCACCAAAUAGAAGAUUUCCAAACCAAACGAAUACCCAGUGAAUAAUCUAAGCUGCCGAAGAGUAUGCAAUAGUGUUUAGUGCCUAGUGAGUGAUUUAGUGAGCCAGUUUAAUAGGAAUACCUAAUAAUGCACGAUCCCAGCGACUACGACUCGGUUUACAGCGAGGAGGACUUUCUGGACACCGUGCGAGGAGCUGAAACUCCUCCGCUGAUGGACUACGAAGAAUUUCGGGUGAAGACAAUGGAUGAAAGACAGCACAUUCAGAAGAAAACAUUCACAAAAUGGAUCAAUUCACAUCUCAUCGAUACCCAGUGCACACCAGUGAAGGAUUUGUUCUUGGACCUGCGGGACGGACAUCGAUUGCUGGCCCUGCUGAGCACGCUGACUCAAACCAACCUGAAACCCGAAAAAGGUCGGAUGCGGGUGCACCACAUCAACAAUCUGAACAAGGUGAUUACCGAGAUCCAGCAGCAUGGUGUCAAGUUGGUGAACAUCUCCAGCGAUGACAUAGUGGGUGGCAAUGCCAAGUUGACCCUAGGCCUCAUUUGGCUUAUAGCGCUGGAGUUCAAUGGCCAGCAUCUAGUCAAGAGUCAUUCGAGCAACGGGGUGGAGAAGUCCCUAUUGGCCUGGGCACGUCAGUAUACGGAAGCUCAUGGCCUGCAGCUGAAUGAUUUCUCCAGUUCGUGGUCCGAUGGAAGAGCCUUCCUCAUGAUCCUGGAUGCCCAUGUGGAGGAGCUGAAUCUGCAGGCGGCUUUGCAGCAACAUGCACUGAAAAGACUGCAUUUGGCUUUUGACUUAGCACAUAGGCACUUUAAGAUUGAAAAGCUGCUGGAUGCCGAGGAUGUGCACACCCACAAGCCAGAUAACAAGUCAAUACAGAUGUAUGUGAUGUGCCUUUACCACGCCAUGGAAUCCAUGAGGACAAGGCAGCAGGAGCAGGAGCAGGAUGAGGGACAGGAUCAGGAUCCGGGGAGAGUGCCCUGCACCAGCAUCACAGACUUGGAUGAGGUGCCACUGGACAAUGACCAAACCAGUUUGGGGCUUUAUACUUCAGACAGUGCUGGCAGCAUGGAGCAGAGAUCUUCGGGGGAGCUGAAGACCCACUCAAUGCGUCCGUUGAGCACGGCCACCAAUGCGAGUGUGGAGAUCAGUGGCUAUCAGUCAGCUCUCGAGGCAGUACUCACCCUCCUACUGGAAGAUGAGCAGCUGCUCUCACAGAAUUUGCCGGAUCCCCAGGAUUUUCAGACUGCCAAGCUGCAGUUUCACGAAAACGAAAGCUUCAUGCUGAAGCUCACCGAACAUCAGGAGUAUGUGGGAGAAGCUCUGGAGGAGGGUAGCAACCUCAUCAACGAAUCCCAGAAGGCUGGAGCUGGUUUGAGUCAGGAGGAUCAAAACGAAGUGAGGCAACAAAUGGUGUUGCUCAACGAACGUUGGGAAACCUUGAGAUUGCGAGCUUUAGAUGUUCAAGCCAAAAUCCUAAUGAGACUGGCCGAGUUUCAGAAGCAAAAACUCGAACAGCUUCGUCAGUUUCUGACCAGUGUCGAAGAUCGUAUAUCCCAUAUGAGUGAUAUCGGACCAACCAUAGAAGAAGCGGAAAAGCAAAUUUUGGAAGCCCAAAAACUGAAAGCAGAUCUAAGUGAGCAGCAGGAAUUGGUGGAUAGUCUGAGCAGCAUGGUGGUCAUUGUAAACGAUACCUCUGGCAACUUUAAUGAUCUAGAAGAUCGCUUGAGUGCCUUGGGGGAGAGAUGGUCGCAUGUGGUGAAGUGGAGUGAUCUGCGAAAAGAGAAACUGCAGCAGUAUAAAUGUAUCUCCAGAUGGCUGGAUGCCCGCGAGCAGGAUCUCAAGCUCAUGGAGAGUCGCGAUGUCACAGAUGUGGGCGGCAUUACCCAGCGUAUCAAUGAGCUAAACUAUUGUGCCAAGGAUCUGUUGGAACUGCAGAGAUAUCUGAUAGAUCUGCGACAAAUGGUAGCUGCCACAUUGCAAGAUGGUGAUGACAAGGGCGAACGGGUGCUCAUCCAAUUAGAGAGUUACGAAGAUCGUUUAGAUGCCUUAAAACAGAUUGUUGAAGUACAAACUGUGCGAAUCGAAACGAAGGGCUUUAACUUUGGACGAGAUCGAGCUAGCUAUGAUGACAGCAGGGUGGUGCGUCCAGAAGGAUGGGUGGACUACCAGAUGAUCAUACGCUUUGGUGAAGAUGAUUCUCAGGAAGACGAUGACGAGCAUGACUUGGCCAGCAAGAAGCGGAAGCUUAGAAACGCCGACAAUUUCAAUGCCCUCGAGAAUCACAUCAUGGAGCACUUCGGCUAUGUCCAGGAAGUGGAGCAAAAGCUACAGCAGUUGCAGAGACAAAGUCUUCGGCAACAGUGUGAAUUACUCAAGGAACUGCAGGCGGAAAACAGUCGACGCUGCGGUACUUUACCCGAACUUAAGAAACUCUACGAAGUCUGUGAGCUGGAGGAUCCGUCGAGGAACCUUCUCCUGGAGGAAACACACAUCAAGCAGCUGGAGCAACGAUAUGCGAACUUGUCUCAAAAACUAUCAAGCCAACAGAGCGAAAGCCGUACGCUGUUGGCCAAGGAAAAGUAUUACAAUAGUCUGACAGGAUUUAAAUUAGUUUUAGCUGAUUCCAGAGAUUGGUAUAAGCAACACGCUGGCUCAGCCAGUGGCAACGAGCUAGAACAGCGUUUGAGCCACAUGGAAUCCCUGUCAUCGGAGAUUUCAGAGGCCAAGACAGCCACCGAGGAGCUGGAUGACAAUCUAAUUGAAUGGAAGCAGGACUUCGGUCUGUUCUACGACAGUUGGCAUGACAUGAAGCAGGCUCUGCAGGCCCUAAUUCAACAGAGAGGCGGCGAAAGUCUUUCACGGCAGUUGAAACAAGUCCAAGAUUUUGUAACCAAAGUGUCUAAUCAAAAGGUUCGCGUUUCCAAUCUGGAAGUCAUGCAGAAGCAGCAGCAUUUGCUGAACCAAUUGGUAGACGAAAUGGAGUCCCUUCGGCUAACUUAUGAUAAUAUACCGAAACACCUGAUUGGCGAAGAACUACAAACCACUUGGAACCGACUUCCCGAACAGCUAAAUGAGCGCGUGAUUAAGCAAACCACAGCUAUAGAAAACCUAAACCACUUUGCUGCGGAGUAUAAUGCCAUUAUAGCCAUGCUGCGAAGUGCAGCCGAUUCCAAGUUGAAUGGAAGUGAUGGUGGUAGCAGUCAAGAUCUCCGAAAACUGGAGAUCGAUGUGAUAAGCGCUCGAAAUUUCAGCGAAAUUCUGAUCAAGGAGGCGGAGCCAGCCCAAAAGGAGUCGCUACAAUCGCAGAUUAGGGCUCUCAAUACGUUGUACGAUCAAGUGGAACAGGUUCAUCGGGAGAAGAAGCAACAGCAGACGGUCCUGCAAUCCCAGAUUGAUCUCAUCCAGCUGAGGCUCAAGGAAACCGAUCAGUGGUUAACUGAUCUGGAGAGUAAUACACCCAAAUCGGGAAUUAGCGAUAUAGUAAACUCCAACGAGUUGUUCCAGAGCAAGAGUCGCUUUCAGACUCUUAAAGAAACCUGCGAAAGGGAAACCACACAGUUCAGGGAUCUCAACGAACGUGGUGGUGAGCUGCUCCUCCAAAUGGAUGAGCUUCAGGACCAGGAUAGGGAGUCCCGAUACGGAUCGCUAGCAAAGCAAUUCACACGCAUCAAUGCCAGAUGGACGGAGGUCACCGAGCUGGUUUAUGCGAAGACAGCUCUUCUCGAGCAUAUAUCAACGCAGCUGGGGGAGUUCAAGAAGUUCAUGGUUAGCGAGACGGGUUACCUGGACAAGUUGGAAAACAAGAUACGCAACACACCAGAGAAUGCAGCCGACGCAGAGGAGAUCAUGGAGGAGCUUGAUGAUCUGGAGAACGUUCUGCGCUCGCACUCUGAGGAAUGGCUGGACAAGAUUCAGGAAAUUGGCAACGAGCUAAUUGACAACGAAUUCAUGGCCGACUCCAUACGACGCGACAUUGAUGAAACCGUCCAACGGUGGACACAACUCCAGCAGCAGGCCAAGAAGCGAACCGAGCUCCUGGAGCAAAAGGUCAGCGAGGCGGAGCAGUCCGAGAAGUGCAUCGUGCAGUUCGAAAAGUGGCUGACCCGUGUGGACGACAUACUCAGCGAUUAUCUGGAGAACGAUGUGACCCUUGCAGAUCAGCCGGAGGAUUUCCAGCGCUUGGCACGCGAGUUUGUGGCCAAUGAGAAAAACUUUACGGAGAUCAGCGAACUCAUUGACGAGCACACGAGGAACGGCAAGGUGGGAGCUGCCAAUCGCCUCCAGGAGCAGCUUAACCUGAUGGAGGUGCGGUUCAAGUACUGCCAGGCCAAGCUGAGCAAGUGUACCGCACACCAACCUGCCUACGAAUCGCAUUUGAAUAGGGCCUAUGCGGAUCUUCGAAAUGUGGAGCGAUCCACACAGGUACUAGAUGUCGCAUCCGCCGGACCCAACACGGUUCAGGCUCAAUACCAAAACUGUCUGCAAAUUUAUCGCACUCUGUCUGAGAUAAAGGCGGAAAUCGAGAGAACUAUUAAAACCGGUCGCAGGGUUUGCGAGGACAGGUACACAAAAUCGCCGAAGCAACUUAGUCAGCGGAUUGAUGCGCUGAAGCACCUGUACAAUGCCCUCGGAGAGAAUGUGACCCAGUCAAAGGCGUUACUGGAAAGCCUGCUCAGAUUAGCGAGGCAAUUAGAGGAGUGUUUCGAUUCGGCGGACAGCCUAAUCCGGCGCUUUGAGUCGCCGCAAGAGGUCCAUGACAGGAACUCCAUACUCCUGGAGUUCGAGGAUGUGCUGCGAAGGUGCGAGGACCACUAUAAUGAGUAUAGCAAAUCCUGCGACCAGAGCUGUAUGGUGGAAACCCGUCAGAGGAUCGAUGGCUUGAAGGCCACGUACCAUAAGUUGACCAGUGCGGACAUAAUCAAGCGGCUCACCGAGAUGAAGGCCACCCUGCAGAACCUGGACAACAUUUCACUGGAUACUUUAAAGGCAAUGGAGCACGACCUGAAGGAGAUAAAUGUGCCCUCGAAUCCGGAAAUUGAGAAAUUGCAGCAGCAAGUAAUUGCAAUUGUCGUGGAUGUGCUGAAAACCCGUUUCAAUGAAGCCACAACGCUUGCCGCUCGAAAUACGAGCUCUCCCGAAAAUGACGACACGGAAAUAGUUGUGGUCAGCGAUACAGUGCGUCAACGACGUGCUAGGACACCCCAAUCGGGAGAAUCGCCAUCGUCGGCCCACACCAGUUCCUCGGAGUCGCCAACGAAGGGUGUGGAGAAUACUCCGGUUGCGGUUGGCGACCAAGUCCUGCCGGAUCUCCUUCCACCACAAACAUUCCGGCUGGCCGAGUCCAGUACUCUGUUCUCGCAGAUUUCCCUUAAUCCCGAGAAGGUAUCCACUCCACCACCUAAACCGGCGAAAACUAAGCGAAAGGCCCCAAGUUCUCCCGCUCAAGUUGUGGAGAUCAAGGUGAAGAACAUCCAAAACGAUAAAAUGUCUGUGCAGAAUAUUGAUCUGGAACCGCAGCAGGGUGAAAUCGUGGACACCGUCAAUAUCCUGGAGAGUGUGGAACCAUUUGUACCCGAAUAUGUGGAGACCGUACAGAUUGUAGAUCUCUCCGAGGACUCGGAUUCAUCGGUUAGAGUUGAUAGUCAGGGCAAUGAGGUGCGACGAUCGAAGAGCAAGCACUCCUUGCACGAGACUCCACUGCCCAAGGUUUCGGAUAACGAUGAAGAUUCGGCGGGACAAGAGGAGGACCUCCUGCGUCCCUCGGCUGAGAAUACAAGCACUCCGUUCCUGAGGGUGGAAAAACGCCGCAUUUCCUUCGAUGAGAAACGCAAGCGAGUAGCUAAUGAGCGCGAUAUCCUGCGCGAUUCCGAAGAGGAGGAACCCAAAACACCGGAUACUCCACGGGCAGCGCAAGUCUCCAAGCCAAAACGAUGGCGCCAACUGCAGCCAGAAAUGGAUGCUCUGGAACCCGAAUCACCCGGUCGCGAUAGUUUCUAUAGUCCCGACAAAGAAUCCGGUUUCGAUGCUGAGCCUCUCGUGUUUUCCGACGAUGAGGAUAUACCGCGUUUCUCGCUGGAAAUGACACCAACCAUUGACUCCGAUAGUGAUACGAGUCGCAUUGAGACGCCCUCUACCAAAAAGCCCAAUCCUUUCCUGAGCAAGGUCCUGGAAUCGAUGCCUUCUCCGGUGGAUGACUCAAAUGUAACGCUCAAAAGCCCGCUCAGCGAACAGCCCCAGAAUCUGGAUGAUCGUGUGCGGGAGUUCGACAAGCAGGCCAAGCAGAUGAUCUACAAGUUGAAGCUUACGAAGGCCAAGAUUGAACAGUGUCACGAAAGCGAAGCAGAGGACCUGCGGCUCCUAAUAGCUCCCGAUGCAGCCACCUUGAUAUCCCAGGGCGACUCCUUGGUUCUGGAAACCCAUGGAAGACAGGGCAGCAUAUCCCGCCUGGUGAUGCGCACCCAAAUAAUAUUGAGGGAACAAUUCCGAGAAGUGCAGCAAGCCAGAUCCAAGACCUCGGGAAGCGGGGCACCAGCUCCUCCACUGGACAGCGUGAACAUCGAGGAACUGGUCACCAAGGGACUGCGUCGCAUCAACGUUCUCAUAGAAAAGACCGUUGACCUAAAGUCUAGCAGUGAUCUUGAGAAGCGCAUGGAGGAUAUCAACGAGCGGCACGACGAUUUGCAGGUGAUUGUCAGCGCCAUUGGCAAGAACGCCCAGAUGCCGAAGGUCACGCCCCUCAUGAUGAACGAAAUUGAAAAGACGAAAAACAAUUUGAUAGCUCAUGCGGAUUCCAUUGAGCUCUCGUUGACGGAACUAAGAAAUGGCCCCCGAAUUUCCAAUGGCAAGGAGCGCCCAGAUGCAUCCAGUGCGUCCACCAUGAGCUGUCGUUCCGAGUACAAUAACGAGCCGAGUGGUACUGGAGCGUUGGCCGGCAGCUUCGAUAAGUCGGUGCUGCAAAUUUCCGACUGGCUGACUUGGGAACAAAACAUGAUCAAGAUACAGAGCGUGCUCGUCGACGAUGGCGAUGCAGUGCGACUGGCCAUCGAGAAGCAGGAGAAAGUCCUGCGUGAAUUGAAAAUGAAAAAGCCGCAGCUCAACGAACUGGUUCACACGGCGGAAGUGCUCAAAGGCGACGUAAAACGGCAGCAACUCCAGGAGAAAGAGCUGAAACAGUUUUCCCUAGCACCGCACUGUUCAGCGGACUUAGAUUAUAUGCGUUGCUGUCUGAAAGUGACCCGAUUGCGAGAACACUGGGAUGAGACGUCGCAAUGUGUCCUGCAGCGAGCUGCCCAACUGAAAAACAUGCUGAGCGACUCACAGCGGUUCGAGGCCAAGCGCCUGGAGCUGGAGAAGUGGCUGGCCCGCAUGGAGCAGCGGGCUGAGCGCAUGGGAACCAUUGCCACCACGGCCGACAUCCUGGAGGCCCAGCAGAAGGAGCAGAAGUCCUUCCAUGCGGAGUUGCACCAGAACAAACAACACUUCGAUAUCUUCAAUGAGCUGACCCAGAAACUGAUUGCCGUCUAUCCCAAUGAUGAUACCACCAGGAUCAAGAAGAUGACGGAGGUCAUCAAUCAACGAUAUGCUAACUUAAACAGCGGAGUCAUCAAUCGUGGCAAGCAACUGCAUGCAGCGGUGCAUAGCCUUCAAUCUUUUGAUCGAGCCAUGGAUCAGUUCCUUGCUUUUCUUUCGGAAACGGAAACACUUUGUGAAAACGCCGAGUCUGAUAUUGAACGCAAUCCAUUAAUGUUCAAGGACCUACAAUCGGAAAUUGAAACCCAUCGCGUGGUUUACGAUCGUCUCGAUGGAACAGGCCGCAAACUUUUGGGUUCGCUCACCUCACAAGAGGAUGCGGUUAUGCUGCAGCGUCGCCUCGAUGAAAUGAAUCAACGUUGGAAUAAUUUAAAAUCGAAAAGUAUUGCAAUCAGGAAUCGCCUGGAGUCCAAUUCGGAGCACUGGAACGCCCUGCUCUUGUCGCUCCGCGAACUGACCGAGUGGGUUAUCCGCAAGGACACCGAACUGAGCACUUUGGGCUUGGGUCCCGUUCGAGGCGAUGCCGCCAGUCUACAGAAACAGUUGGACGAUCAUAAAGCCUUUCGCCGCCAAUUGGAGGAUAAGCGGCCAAUUGUCGAGAGCAAUUUAACGAGCGGUCGUCAGUACAUCGCCAACGAAGCAGCCGUCUCGGAUACCAGCGAUACGGAGGCCAACCAUGACUCCGACUCGCGUUACAUGUCCGCCGAGGAGCAGAGCCGUGAGCUAACACGCAGCAUCCGGCGAGAGGUGGGAAAACUUUCCGAGCAGUGGAACAAUCUAAUCGAUAGAUCUGACAAUUGGAAGCAUCGCCUGGAUGAGUACAUGACGCCGCAAUCCGUAUCGGUUGUAUCGGAAAUUCUAAUUUCCAACACGCUCAAAAAAAUGCGUCAGUUCCAGAAGAUCCUGGAGGAUCUCAGCUCCCGCGUUGCCCUUGCCGAGCAGACAAAAACCUCCUGGCUGCCACCCUCAUCUGUGGGCGAGGCCAAUGAGCAGAUGCAACAGUUGCAGCGCCUGAGGGACAAGAUGACGACGGCCAGUGCGCUCCUGGAUGAUUGCAACGAGCAGCAGUCCUUCUUCACCGCCAAUCAGGUCCUGGUGCCCACACCCUGCCUCUCCAAGCUGGAGGACUUGAAUACGCGCAUGAAACUCCUGCAAAUCGCGAUGGACGAGCGCCAGAAGGUCCUUUGCCAGGCUGGAGCCCAGCAGACGCACGAGAACGGCGACGACGGACGCACCACAUCGAACAGCGGCACCAUUGGACCACUGCCCAAUCUCGGCCAGAGCGUGAAGCCGCCAUGGGAGCGGGCCACCACAGCCGCCAAUGUGCCUUACUAUAUCGACCACGAACGCGAGACCACGCACUGGGACCAUCCGGAGAUGAUUGAGCUGAUGAAGGGCUUGGCAGAUCUCAACGAGAUACGCUUUUCCGCCUACAGAACGGCCAUGAAACUGCGAUCUGUUCAGAAGCGAUUGGCUCUCGACAGGAUUAGCAUGUCCACCGCCUGCGAGUCCUUCGAUCGACAUGGCCUGCGUGCCCAAAACGACAAGCUGAUCGACAUACCCGACAUGACCACGGUGCUGCAUUCGCUCUACGUGACAAUCGAUAAAAUUGAUUUGACGCUAAUGCUGGACCUGGCCAUCAACUGGAUCCUGAAUGUCUACGACUCACAGAGGACCGGCCAAAUCCGCGUCCUCAGCUUCAAGGUCGGACUGGUCCUCCUCUGCAGGGGUCACCUGGAGGAGAAGUAUCGCUAUCUGUUCCGCCUGGUUGCAGACACUGACCGACGUGCGGAUCAGAGGCGACUGGGACUCCUGCUGCACGAUUGCAUUCAGGUACCCCGCCAACUAGGUGAAGUAGCCGCUUUCGGUGGCUCCAACAUUGAGCCCUCGGUGAGAUCUUGCCUGGAGCAGGCUGGCAUCUCGCAGGAGGCCAUCGAUGGCAACCAGGACAUCUCCAUCGAGCUGCAGCACUUCCUCGGCUGGCUGCAGCACGAACCGCAGAGCCUCGUGUGGCUUCCGGUGCUCCAUCGCCUGGCGGCUGCGGAGGCGGCCAAGCACCAGGCCAAGUGCAACAUCUGCAAGGAGUACCCGAUCGUGGGCUUCCGCUACAGAUGCCUCAAGUGCUUCAACUUCGACAUGUGCCAAAAGUGUUUCUUCUUCGGCCGCAACGCCAAGAACCACAAGCUCACGCAUCCCAUGCACGAGUACUGCACCACUACCACAUCCACCGAGGACGUUCGUGACUUUACACGCGCCCUGAAGAACAAAUUCAAGAGUCGCAAAUACUUCAAGAAGCAUCCAAGAGUGGGAUACCUGCCCGUUCAGAGUGUUUUGGAGGGUGAUGCACUGGAGAGUCCGGCGCCCAGUCCGCAGCACACAACUCACCAGCUGCAGAACGACAUGCACUCCCGCCUGGAGAUGUACGCCUCACGACUGGCUCAGGUGGAGUAUGGCGGAACAGGCUCAAAUUCCACACCGGACAGUGAUGACGAGCACCAACUGAUCGCUCAGUAUUGCCAGGCUCUGCCCGGAACUUCGAAUGGAAGUGCACCCAAGUCGCCUGUCCAAGUAAUGGCCGCCAUGGAUGCCGAGCAGCGGGAAGAACUGGAGGCGAUCAUCCGCGAUCUGGAGGAGGAGAACGCCAACCUGCAGGCGGAGUACCAGCAAUUGUGCAGCAAGGAGCAGAGCGGCUUGCCCGAGGACUCCAAUGGCAUGCAACACUCCAGUUCUAGCAUGACUGGUCUUUCUGGCCAGGGCGAGCAGGGCCAGGACAUGAUGGCGGAAGCGAAGCUGCUGCGCCAGCACAAGGGACGCCUCGAGGCGCGUAUGCAAAUCCUGGAGGAUCACAAUCGACAACUGGAAGCGCAGUUGCAGCGACUACGCCAACUUCUCGAUGAGCCCAAUGGCGGCGGCAGUAGCGCCACCAGCAGCGGUCUGCCCAGCGCUCCCGGCUCCGCGUUGAACUCCAAACCCAACACUCUCCAGACCCGGUCGGUGACCGCCUCGCAAUUGAACACGGACUCACCGGCAAAGAUGAACCAACAGAAUGGCCACUACGAGCACAACUCAAAGAACUCAAGCGGCCUGGUGACCGUAAUCACAGAGCAGGAAUUGGAGUGCAUCAACGAUGAUCUGGAGGACUCGUCGAGCAGCAACACUACGAACACCACGACGACGACGACGACCACGGCAACCACGGAGAAGACCUGCGUGGAGCUGCAGAAAUAACACCUUCGAUACUUAAUUGCAUGGCAUUCAACUAUGAAACAAAACAAUGAAACAGUAUAAGAAUCCAAAAGAAUUAAAUGCAUGGGAGGAAAUCCAAUUGGCUGGCCUGCAAAACAUUCUAAAUAAUCAUACCUAAACACCUAAAGAUAGAUCCAUAUAACUAUUGUGGUACAUAUAUUUAUACAUUAUUGCGAAGAAUCAGAUGGAAAAGAAUUUCAAGAAGAGCUUCGAGUAAGCUGAGAACACUUUUUAGUAGUUAUGAAAGAUACAAAUCUAUAUAUAUUAUAUACAAAUAUCGAAGCAUAAGUAAGUGAGACAUAUUGAAAGCUGGAAAUAAUGCAGAAAUGAUUUAAAGAUUAGAUAAGCUGUAACUCCCACACAUACUUACAUCCUAUGAUAUAAUGAAAAAAGAAACAACUAUAUCAUAAAUGAAACAUAAUCAUAAUUUGCUAGUACAUGAAAAAUUGUUAUAACUCUCACUUUUUUCAAAAAACUGAUAGGAAGCAAAUCAAUUUCAAAGAUACAAGAAAAACCAGCUAACAGUUUUUGGUUAGCUUUCAUAUCAUUUUAAAGCUUAUACAAUAAGUGUUUUAAAUGUAAAUUUCGAAACAUGCAAUCAGUUUUAAUUUGUAUCCUUAUUUAUUCCGAUUUCUUGUGUAUUAUUUCUUAAUAUUAUUUAAUAUUAAUAUCUGUGCUAACUGAAAGUGUGCUGCAAUGUUUUUAAUUAAAGAACUAUUAUUAAAUAUCACCGUCUUUAUACUUUUAUUUUGUUUUCGGUUGGUAGACAACAAGACCUUCAUAAACCUAAUCAUAUGCUGACGAAUACGAUCACUAAAUGGACCACCUUUUCUAUCUACUUAAUCAAAUCGAAUCGAAUCUUAUCCACUACCAGAACCCUCAAAUAUAUUAGGUAAUCCACAACAUUCCAAUGAAACUAGUCAAAUUACACUUGGAUAACUCAGAUAUACUUACGAAUCAAAUGAUAUUGAAAACUGCUUUAAAAUACCUAAAUACCACAAAGAACUAAUCGAAUCGAUACAUAUAGAUGUCUAUAACUUGAUACCCAAUAUCGUACAAUACUCACAUCAACAUAAGCAAAAUAUAUAUCCGAAAGAGAGUAAAGUUUUAACCUAGAUAUGCCACAGAUCGAUAAAUAUUUAUAGAUAUAUCAGAUAUUAGCUAUAUAUUGACAUGAAAGUCUUUAGUUUAUUUCCUCUGAAAUUCCACCUUUAGUUAACGAAAUUAUACAAAAAUUAGAAACGAAAAUAAGGACAAUAUGGAAACAUUUUUAGAAACUGCUAUUAUUUGUGUUUCUCAUCUAUCAGUUUAAAUUAUCUAAGCUAGGUUCACUUUUCACUAGAAUUUUCGGGCACUUAGUAAAUAAUGCAACACGACUAUACUAUAUAUAGAAAGAAUUAUAUAAAGAGAUAUAGCUAUCAACAAAAUGCAGUUAGCAAAUUAUUCAACCACUUCUGUGUAGUAAAAUGUCCCAACUAUGAGUAUUUUUCUAACCCAAACCGAAACCGAAACGUAGUGUGGAAAAGAUGUCCUACCAAUAACCAAUCAAGUUUAAUAAAAGAAAACCCUCCGUUUCAAGUUAUAAACAAAUGAACCAAAAUCGAAACAAAAAUGCUUAAGUCAACUAUCUAAUCAUUAGUGAAACAUAUCCCAUUCAACGGCGAAUAUAUAAACUUUAUAUGGGUAAAGCCAUCUCUAGGAGUACGUAGUCGAGGACGAAUUUAAAAGCAUCAAGUCUAGUAACUGAGAUCUGAGUUGAGAAUAGCCAAAGCUGCCAUUUGUUUGUCCACAAUUUUAUACUGACAACUGAGAUCAAGCAACGCAAUUCAAGCAUAUCCCGAAAUAGUCUUCAUCAUCCAGUGGUUGUCUACAAUAGAUUUUUACCUAACGCGUGAACCGAUGAGGAAAUCGGACGGAGAAGUCCGAGACGAAGCCAAACAAUCAACGAAGAAAUUAUGAAUUAAAUAUUAUACAAUUGUCAAGGAAUACUGUGAGCUAUAUUAGCCGCUUAUUUAUAUUAGCGGUAUGUACACCGUAUAUUAGUCUCUUAUUCUAAGCAGAUUACUUAGCGAAAUUGUGUCCAACUGUAAAGGCCUCUAGAGCACAGCACUUUUGUAUGGUAUAUCAGCCUAAAGACCCUUAGUUUAAAUAAUCGUACACAUCAAAUCAAUCAGACGGAUAAUGAUAGACACAAAGCCCCGAGCUUGGCAACUAAUCGUUUUUGUUGGAAUAGAAGCUUCGAAAUUAAUUUAGUGGUAGCAGGCAUGACUCAAUUGUACCUAUCUUUUGAUACCGUUUAUUACAAAACUAAGGACUAUAAUCGUAUUUAAAUUGUAUACCUAAUCGAGUG
Messenger RNA from Drosophila simulans, 13294 nucleotides. Its product is annotated as dystrophin. Gene Ontology annotation, cellular component: plasma membrane. Gene Ontology annotation, molecular function: protein binding; zinc ion binding. The record is from RefSeq and is a predicted model, not a curated record. NCBI's taxonomy places the organism in Eukaryota, Metazoa, Arthropoda, Insecta, Diptera, Drosophilidae. Bases 292 to 10926 code for a protein of 3544 amino acids. Gene Ontology annotation, biological process: synaptic signaling. The transcript has 35 exons.